GGCAGAGGGCGGCGAGGGCUCGACGGCGCGGCCAUGGCCGCCCUCAACGGCGCCGUGGAGAACGGGCAGCCUGACAGGAAGGUGCCGCCGCUACCGCGGCCCCUGCGGAGCCUGGAGGUGAAGUUCACCAAGAUAUUUAUUAACAAUGAAUGGCAUGAGUCUACAAGUGGAAAGAAGUUCCCCACCUACAACCCUUCAACGCUGGAGAAAAUUUGUGACAUUGAGGAAGGAGACAAGCCUGAUGUGGAUAAUGCCGUAGAAGCAGCAAAGGCAGCAUUCCAGAGGGGGUCUCCGUGGAGACAGAUGGAUGCCCUAAGCAGAGGACGACUCCUGCACAAACUGGCUGAUCUUCUGGAGCGAGACAGAGUCAUCCUGGCAACUCUAGAAACGAUGGACACAGGAAAGCCUUUUCUGCAGGCUUAUUUCAUUGACCUGGAAGGUUGUAUUAAAACACUCCGAUACUAUGCUGGAUGGGCUGAUAAAAUUCAGGGCAGAACUAUCCCAGUGGAUGAAAAUUUUGUCUGUUUCACCAGGCAUGAACCGAUGGGUGUCUGUGGAGCUAUAACUCCAUGGAACUUCCCAUUGCUAAUGCUGGUUUGGAAGAUGGCACCAGCACUGUGCUGUGGAAACACUUUGGUUAUUAAGCCAGCGGAACAAACUCCUCUCACGUCGCUGUACAUUGGCUCGCUGAUCAAGGAGGUGGGUUUCCCUCCAGGUGUGGUGAACAUUGUGCCAGGCUACGGCCCCACAGCUGGAGCUGCUAUUUCUACCCAUCACAGCAUUGAUAAAAUUGCUUUUACUGGAUCAACAAAGGUUGGAAAACUGAUCAAGGAAGCUGCUUCUAAAAGCAACCUCAAAAGGGUGACAUUAGAGCUUGGAGGGAAAAACCCCUGCAUUGUGUGUGCAGAUGCAGACUUGGACUUGGCAGUGGAAUGUGCCCAUCAAGGCGUGUUCUUCAACCAAGGGCAGUGCUGCACGGCUGCCUCGCGAGUGUUUGUGGAGGAGCAGAUAUAUCCAGAGUUUGUCAAGCGCAGUGUGGAGUAUGCCAAGAAGCGACUCGUUGGAGACCCCUUUGAUGCCAGAACUGAACAAGGGCCCCAGAUUGACCAAAAACAGUUUGAUAAAAUCCUGGAGCUGAUAGAAAGUGGGAAGAAAGAAGGGGCUAAGCUGGAGUGUGGGGGUCUUGCCAUUGAAGACAGAGGCCUGUUUAUAAAACCCACGGUGUUUUCAGAGGUCACUGACAACAUGCGUAUCGCCAAAGAGGAGAUUUUUGGGCCAGUUCAGCCAAUAAUGAAGUUCAAGAGUAUAGAAGAGGUCAUAAGAAGAGCCAACAGUACUGAGUAUGGGCUUACAGCUGCAGUGUUCACGAAGAAUCUGGACAGAGCAUUAACGCUAGCUUCUGCAUUGCAAUCGGGAACUGUCUGGAUCAACUGUUACAAUGCGCUCUAUGCACAGGCUCCUUUUGGUGGCUUUAAAAUGUCAGGCAAUGGCAGAGAACUUGGUGAAUAUGCUUUGGCAGAAUAUACUGAAGUGAAAACAGUCACCAUUAAACUCUCCCAGAAGAGUCCAUGAAAACAGAAGGCCUAAAAUGCUGACACUCUGAAUGUGACACAUGGGGGAUGUGUUCAGAGCAAGGGGGAGGGGAGGGGUAGGAAGGAAAAUGAAAACACCUAACUUUAUUCCUCUAGAAACACUGAAUCUACUGGACUCCAUUUUGUCAAGUGGCUCUUCAAAAACUGAUUUAAGUGGCCCUACUGGCAGCAUAGCACACACUUGUGCUGUACAAGUCCCUGGCUGUACAUCUGUCUGCUACCUGUGACUAAAAUGCUGGCCAGUCACAGUGUUUGCAGGACAUCUGCUUUCAAACUGUACCCAUGAAGGACGUGGACAUCAAUGGCAUGUUAGAGGGACUGCUGGUACCGUAGCAUGGACUGUUAAACACCUUCAGAGGCAUAUGGGUUUCACUUGGCAUAAAUGGACUUGAGUGGUAGGGUUAAUACAACUUGACUGAAGUUGGCGGAGUUUGUGUGAAGAUUGCAGUUGGAGUUUGGAAUGGGAGUGCAAGCUUUCAUGGAAGGCUCUGUAAAGAAAUUCUCUUUGAAAGAGCUAUCUUGGUCUCUCUAAAGAUACAUGCAUUCUCCAUAUUGGUGAUAUUCUAGCCCUGAAUGAGAUCUGUGGGAGUUUCUCAGAGGACUCCUUUGGGGCCAGUAUUUCACCCAACAGAGCUAGAUUUUUAAGUGUCCUUGGAACCUGAUGUUUUGGUGUGCGCACAUUCCACAUGCUGCAAAUGCAAGUUACUGACUUGCUAACCCUUUUGGCUCCAAAUGAGUCACAACUGUAUCUCAAACCUUCACUAUAGCACUUUUUGCAAGAGGAUUUUGCACUGUACUUACCGUGAUGACACCGAGUUGAAUGCUAAGCAUGUAGCAUGGUAGAUAUCCCACAGAAAACAUCCCACGCCAGUCCUUCUGAUCUGGCGGAGGGAGCAGAAGAGCUACAAGAAGCUGUCCUGCUCUCUCCUUCUCUGUAACUUUCAGGCUUUGUGAACAUCUCUUCAUUUUUUGAGCCAGAGCUAUUAUUGUGAGAGUAAAAACUUAUAAGCUCUCACUGCUUCUUUAUCCCAUAUGAAUGUAGCUUAAAAUAAAUUUCUGGAAGUACAGUAUGAAAAGGCAGGUGCUCCCAAGCACACACUGAGUGCUAAAGAUGUGGGUGUACAAACCAGUUACCAUGGAAUAAGCUAUGGCUGGACAUAAAUGUGUCAGCAGCUUUGCAGUAAUUGUCCUCGUGAGUGCUGUCAUCUUGUGGCAAGCACAGAGUAGCUGAUCCUUCACUGAGGAAUAAACUGUCGUGAAUGAUCUCUUGCUUACAGCUAUAUAAGCAUGCACAUACGUGAAUAGGAUCCAUGCAGUGGCUGUCACACCAGGUUCAUGGCUUAGUACCUCCUGCAGUAACUUCUUUGCACGCCCAGACGAUACUAUGAGAUUAACGACAAGCCACAUGCUGUCUUCAGUUCCUGAGUUCACUACUUUCCCUCUGCCUCCUCCUCCUGAUUCUGUACUGGAGAACCACUGGCAAACGUAUGGGAAGUUCCAUGUCCGCAGGAGCUGUAAGUAUGCAGGAGUUAGUGGUGUCAGCUUGUUAGGAAGUUUACCUGAUCUUGCUGGGAUUGUCCUCUGAGAGCAAACUGAUAGAGGUUCCUUGUGGCAUAUCAACAGAUCUCCAUGGAGCACGGGUAGAGAUUGCUGCCUGCAGUUUUCAGGAUGUCAGGGCUUAAAGCAGAAAUUCAGGUCUAACCUCUAUUCUCUGAUACAAGCAAGGAUUUAACCGGUACCUUCCUUUGCUCAGAUACACACCCAGUCUGCAACAAGUUCUGUUGCAUGAGUGGGCUUUUUUUGGAGGAGGAAGGAAGGUGGGUGGCGAUAAGUAAGGAAAAAGUUUGCAUGAGCCUAAACUUCCUUAUUAGUUAGUGAAUGUUGAAAUUGCACUUCAACACUGCUUAACUUCUUAAAUGACAUACCUCCAACAGUUGUGUAUAACUAGGUGCCUGUCCUCCUUGGGUAUGUGAGACAGGUAAAUCUCCCCAUCCAGUGAAGAAAAUGUCCUCCCUUCCCCAUGAAAGGCCAAAUGGGAACAUUGUAAAUAAGUUUCUAUUUUUAUAAAACACGUAGAGUGCAAACAUCUUCUCAGACAAACAUUUUACUUUUGCCUACUUGAUGGUUUUUUAGGGCUGCAGUCAGACAGUUGCGAGGUAAGGCAAACAGUAAAAGGCUGGUUAUCUUGAUGUAUCUCCGUAUUAAUUUUUCAUAAACAGUGGUGAAACUGAAAUAAUCUGAAAUUCUUAAAAUCCUACUAUUCUGGCUUUAUAUGUAUGAUAUAUAUUUCACCUCUUUUUUUUUUUUUUCCCUUAUCAAGUUUUAAAAAAGUCAAUGUAUCUCUUAUUGUAUAAAUCAGGGUUUGACUCUACACACUGAAUUUUCUAAGUUAUAUAACACUAGACACUAACUUUAAAGUAACCCCUUAGAGGGUAUAUAUUCUUUCAUUGCACAGUAAGGCUUUCAUAUGAAAUACUACUUUUUUUUUUUUUAAAAAAAAAAAAGAACUAUAUUUAUAAAUUAGGAUACAGUUAAUCUAAUGUAUUUUUAUAGCUAAGGGUACAUGAAAAUGCUAUGUUUAAACCUCAUGUAUAUAUUUAGACUAUGGGUAUCUUUUUGUAAUAGUUCUUGUUCCUAAUAAAUGUUUAACUUUGUGAAA
This is a messenger RNA of Tyto alba (common barn owl), 4251 nucleotides long. RefSeq names its product aldehyde dehydrogenase 1 family member A3 (gene ALDH1A3). Gene Ontology annotation, biological process: aldehyde metabolic process. Bases 34 to 1572 code for a protein of 512 amino acids. The transcript has 13 exons. The record is from RefSeq and is a predicted model, not a curated record. Gene Ontology annotation, molecular function: aldehyde dehydrogenase (NAD+) activity. NCBI's taxonomy places the organism in Eukaryota, Metazoa, Chordata, Aves, Strigiformes, Tytonidae.